AUUUUGCCACAAGACUGUCAUAUUGGGCUUUUCAAAGAACCAGUGUUUGGUUUUGCUGAUCUUUUUUUGGGCUGGGGGUGUUGUUGCCUUUGUUCUCUAUUCAUUGAAUCCCACCCACCUUUAUUAUUUUCUUCCUUUUUUAUUUAUUUGGGUUUGCUGUGUUGUUUUGCUCCCAACUUCUCGAAUUUAAUAUUUACCUCAUUUGUGUUUUACCUUUCUCAUUUCUAGUAAAUGUAUUUAAAAAUGUAAAAUCUCAUACCACGAGUUUGAUCGAUAGUAAAUAUAGCUACCACUUAGUAAUUAUUUAGUUUUCAGGUAGCUGAUAGUUUUGAGGUCAUGUGAUCACCUUCCUAUCCAGUUGCAUCUUGGUUGGGGGCACAGUGUGGAUGGUGCCAUGACUCCCUCCCUGGCUCCCCAAGGAUGUUUCUCUGUGGACGUUCCGUGUGUACUUGGAGAGAAUACGUGUUUCCCACUGAGCGUAGGCUCCUGUGUGCAUGUGAAGCCUUUAUCCUCCAGGGUCUCUCUGCCUGCCCUCCUCUGUCUCCACAGCCAGAAACCUGAGGGAAGCCCUUACCAGAGGGCUUGCCCAGCCCUUCGAUGGGCUGGGAGCAUGCCACAGCGUAGCCCCCCAGUGUGGGGGCUGGUGGCAUGGGGCUGGAAGGUGGGUGCCACUCUGCAGUCUGCUGAGGCCCCCAGGGCUUUGCACAAGGACAUGAAAUGGGGGAAGCCAGCAGGGUUCCUGGUCUUCAAGCCUGAGCUGAUCUCCCGGCUGGAGCAAGGGCAGGAGCCAUGGGUCAUUGACCUGAAGGGAGUCGAGGGGAGAGAGGGGGCAAGAACCUGCCUUACAGAUUCUGCAGUUGGGAUUGCAGGUGAGCAGGCCUGUGAGGACAUGGAUGUUCUAAAGUCAGAACCCUGUGUGGCCAUGGUCAGAAGCCCCCCACAGGGUUUUCCUCAGAGUUCUAGCUUUAGAGACACCUCUGAGUCUGAGGUCUGGUUAGAGAGUAAGCCAGGCUCCCUCCUCCAGAGAAACCGCUUGAACACAGGGACUGUGGCUCCCAGGAAGACCUUCUCCAAGGAGGGUGCCCAGGGAUGUGGCGAGCUGGAGAGCAGUGGCGGCCUGGGUUGUCAGCCUGGCAGAAGUCAGGGAGGGGCCGCCGAAGGGACAUCCCAGAGAUGUGACCUGUGUGGCACAAGCUUCAGAUCUACUUCAGACAUUGCUCUGCAUCGAGACAUGAAUACACAGAAGAAACCUAACAGCUGUCCGGAGUGCAAAAAAAAAUUACCUGACUCUUCACAGGGGAAACAUGGAAGUAAGUGCCACGGAGAGAAGCCGUAUGAGUGUGAGGAGUGUGGGAAAGUCUUCAGGUUGUGCUCCCAGCUUAAUCAGCAUCAGAGAAUCCACACUGGAGAAAAGCCAUUCAGAUGCAUCGAGUGUGGAAAAGCCUUUCGUCUGAGCUCAAAGCUUAUUCAGCAUCAAAGAAUUCAUACUGGAGAGAAGCCCUACAGGUGUGAGGAGUGUGGAAAGGCCUUUGGUCAGAGCUCCAGCCUCAUCCACCACCAGAGGGUCCACACGGGGGAGAGGCCCUAUGGCUGUCGGGAGUGCGGGAAGGCCUUCAGCCAGCAGUCCCAGCUGGUCAGACACCAGAGGACCCACACCGGAGAGAGGCCCUACCAGUGCCAGGAGUGUGGGAAGGCCUUCAGCCAGAGCUCAACCCUGGCUCAGCACCAGCGGAUGCACGCUGGGGACAAACCUCAACUUCCAAGGAACCCAGAUGGUCCCAGCCUUGUUGCACAUCAGAGAAUCCACCCUACAGAGAAACCAUUUAAGUGUGACGAGUGUGGAAAGGCCUUCAGGUGGGUGUCUCGCCUUAGUCAGCACCAGCUGACCCACACUGGAGAGAAACCUUAUAAAUGCAACAAGUGUGCAAAAGCCUUUGGUUGUAGUUCACGGCUUAUUCGCCACCAGAGAACUCACACUGGAGAAAAACCAUUUAAGUGUGAGGAAUGUGGGAAAGGCUUCGUCCAGGGCUCACACCUAAUUCAGCACCAGAGAAUUCACACUGGAGAGAAGCCCUACGAAUGUAGUGACUGUGGAAAAGCCUUCAGCCAGAGCUCAAGCCUCAUUUACCAUCAGAGAAUCCAUAAGGGAGAGAAGCCCUACGAGUGCCUCGAAUGUGGAAAAGCUUUCAGUAUGAGCACACAGCUCACGAUACAUCAAAGGGUCCACACUGGGGAGAGACCCUACAAGUGUACUGAGUGCGGGAAAGCCUUCAGUCAAAACUCAACCCUUUUCCAGCACCAGAUAAUCCAUGCAGGAGUGAAGCCCUACGGAUGUAGCGAGUGUGGGAAAGCCUUCAGUCGGAGCUCCUAUCUUAUCGAGCAUCAGAGGAUCCACACCCGGGCCCAGUGGUAUCAUGAGUACGGGAAUACCUUGGAAGCUUCUACCCACGUGAGCCGUAAAAAAGUCAAUACUGUAAAGAAACUGCAUAAAUGUAACGAAUGUGAGAAAAUAUUCAGGUGGCGCUCACAUCUCAUUAUACAUCAGAGAAUUCACACCGGAGAGAAACCUUACAAAUGUAAUGAAUGCGGCAAAGCUUUUAAUCGGAGCUCAAGGCUUACUCAGCAUCAGAAAAUUCACAUGGGAUAGACCACUUACCUUUAUAAAUGUGUAUA
This is a messenger RNA of Neomonachus schauinslandi (Hawaiian monk seal), 2673 nucleotides long. It is a transcript of the gene ZNF7, whose product is annotated as zinc finger protein 7. The transcript is spliced from 3 exons. Gene Ontology annotation, molecular function: RNA polymerase II cis-regulatory region sequence-specific DNA binding; DNA-binding transcription repressor activity, RNA polymerase II-specific. Gene Ontology annotation, biological process: negative regulation of transcription by RNA polymerase II. The record is from RefSeq and is a predicted model, not a curated record. Gene Ontology annotation, cellular component: nucleus. Bases 395 to 2647 code for a protein of 750 amino acids. NCBI's taxonomy places the organism in Eukaryota, Metazoa, Chordata, Mammalia, Carnivora, Phocidae.